UUUACCUUAGCUCAUAGCUCUCGGACCCUCCCGAGACAUAGCAUCUACGCAAUGAGAUGAGGAAACGACGCACGACUCCCAGAUCAAACAUCUCAAAGAACGCCAACAUCAGCAAACAAUUGGCCACUACACUGCCUGAGGGGGAAACGCAGUCCACAAGAAAGAUACAAGCUGCAAGCGUCGAGAAGCAAAAACCGGUAAUAGAGUUAUUAGGCGCCGGCAGAUCCACUCUUGUCUCCAACGACGAGGACUACUUAUCUCCUCAAGUACCACCCAAACCCAUUAUCUCUUUGGAACAUCCAUCGUCUACAACUUCGACUAUCAAGGUCGCCACUACCUUUCCGCACAUCGUGUUUGAUGAUCUCUGGAUAGAUAUUCUAUCAUUUUUUGCUCAAGUCUAUCUCGCAUUAUACGAAAUGACUCUUGGAAUUGGAAAGUGGUGGGCCGGUACUGAGAUAGAAGAUAGCCAUAGGGGCAAAGAGACAAAAGAAAAAGAGAUCAAGGCCAAGAGGCGUAGGCGAAGGGUCGAGCCGUCGAGCAAUAGUUCUGAUUCGGCAACAGGCCGAUUCUUUCCUGGCAUGGUAAAUUUAAGUGGGACGCUGUGUUAUAUGAACUCUGUUCUUCAGUCUGUCGCCUCCAUACCCUCACUCAUCAUCCAUCUCGAAAAAGUUAUCGAUUUGGCGGUAGAAGUGGACAUACCGACCCAUGUCACAGAUGCUCUUCUCGAUGUUAUCCGGGAUCUCAACACUCCCAAUAAACGCCCCCCACCUGCUCUUCGACCACAUAACCUUCUCACUGCACUAUAUCCUCUCCCUGCGAUUCGACGACUAUUGAGUACUCAUGAGCAGCAGGACGCCCAUGAACUAUUUCUGGUGCUGGCUGAGGCGGUCUCUGAUGAAGUUGUCAAGGUUGCUGCAGAGGUCGCCAAAGUGCGAGGCAUAGGAGAAAUUAUCUCAUUACAGGGAUACUUGUCCGGCAAAAAUGAUGGAAGUGACCAACCUAGGAGAGCGGGCGACAUGGAGGGAGCCAAAAGGAGGCAAAGAAUAAGAGGUGUGGCUCAACCAUGGGAGGGCUUGUUGGCGAGAAGAAGAGUGUGUCAACGUUGCGGUUGGAGUGAGGCUAUUAGGAUGGAUACUCUAGGGGGGAUUGAAUUGCCUGUCCCGUUACACGGCAAUACCACCCUUGACGCCUGUAUAAUGGAGUACCUCGCGCCCGAAAUACUUUCCGAUGUCACAUGCGAAAUGUGCUCUCUCAAGCUCACACUGGAUUACUACACUUCCGAAGUUGAGCGAUUGUCGGGCUCCUCCUGUAAAAAGACUUCUACGAAGGAAGAGAAUGAGCCCGGUAGUGACAAUCAAGUCAGUGCUAGUCGGAAAAAGAAAGCUCGCGAAGCCAGGCGCGCAGAGACCAGGCUACGAGAAAUGGUCAAUUCCAACACAGUUAGCGAUUUUGGCGAACCUAAUCUAACGCCCCUACCGUCAUCCGGCUUGACUGCGCAAAUACCGGUCAAAUGGCUUACGGCUAAAACAGCGUCCACUCGACAGUGUGUCAUAGUUCGUCCCCCCCAAUCUCUCCAACUACAUUUUAUCCGCUCGGAAUUCACCAUGUAUGGGACGGUGCAAAAGAAGACCGCAAAAGUCUCAUUUCCAUUGUUAUUAGAUCUCACAAGAUUUGUCUCUGACGGAGUGUGGGAAGAAAGAGGCGGGAUAAAAAAUAUGCUCGCAUCAGUCUCAACCGAAAAAACGAUCCCCCCAAUAACAGGACAAAGGGUAAUAUACCAACUUGAGUCAGCUAUUCUUCACUACGGAUUUACCCACUCUUCUGGUCAUUUCGUCAGUAUUCGACGGAAACCCUCCCCGUCUUUGACCAAAGAGGAAAAGUCAUUCCGACCCUUGCAAGUGGCAAAAAAUUGUCCUGAUGGGUGUAAAUGCCAGGAUUGUGUUUACUUUGGGCAGGUGAGGGAUCUCGAAAAUACGAAAGUACCAGGCAGAGGAUGGCUGCGGAUUAGCGAUGCAGAUGUAGAAGAGGUCGGCGAAGAGGCACUUCACGAAGCUGGUGGGGCCGUCGUCAUGCUUUUCUAUGAGCGUGUCAUGGAGUAUGUAGCAAAAAAAGUCGUGCAUGAUGAGCGACUUCAGGGAGACGGUGACAGCCAAGAUGCUGGAGGUUUAGAAGAUAACAUUUAACACCCUUUAAUGUAACAUACAUCUGACUGUAAUAUAGACUUCAGCCAAGCAAUUGCGACCUGACAGCAGACCAUUCGGGAGGCUAUGCGGGGUAUGAAUAUUAACUCCAGUUCUAGGGACUCAAGGGAUACCCUGUGGGUAAAAUACUCACAUCUGAUCGUGUUUCAAAAUGCAGCCAAUCGCCUGAGCCCGUCGGCAGGAUGCCCAUGGACGAGCACU
Molecule: messenger RNA, 2402 nt
Organism: Cryptococcus deneoformans JEC21
Lineage: Eukaryota; Fungi; Basidiomycota; Tremellomycetes; Tremellales; Cryptococcaceae
Exons: 4
Coding region: 57-2183 (708 amino acids)
Biological process (GO): protein deubiquitination
Cellular component (GO): nucleus; cytosol
Molecular function (GO): cysteine-type endopeptidase activity; cysteine-type deubiquitinase activity
Source: RefSeq, a predicted model, not a curated record